Molecule: messenger RNA, 1635 nt
Organism: Macrosiphum euphorbiae (potato aphid)
Lineage: Eukaryota; Metazoa; Arthropoda; Insecta; Hemiptera; Aphididae
Source: the annotation of a GenBank genome assembly
AUGGAACUCUUAUACGAAAGACGAUUUGGGUUACGAUCAAAUUUUACGUUUUCGUGUAAAAUGUGUAAGAUAGUGCGUAUUAUUGAGUCUGAAGAAGAAAGACCAAAAUCAUACAUGCCAAUCAAUGAAGCUGCUGUGAGUGGUUCAAUUUCUAUAGGCAUCGGCCAUUCCCAGCUAGAAGAAAUUUGUGCUACAAUGGACAUUCCAAGCAUGACUAGUAACACGUUUAUAAGAAAUCAUGAUAUUAUUGGAAAAAAGAUUCACGAAAUAGCUGAGAACGUUAUGAAGAUUGCUGGCGAAGAAGAACGAAAAUUAGCUAUAGAAAAUGGAGAUAUUGACAGUGAUGGUAUUCCUAUGUGCACAGUUGUAGCAGAUGGGCAAUGGGGAAAAAGAAGCUAUAAAACAAAAUAUGACGCUUUAUCUGGUGCAGCUACGAUAAUAGGAUAUAGAACAAAAAAAAUUUUGUUUAUCGGUAUAAGAAAUCGAUACUGCGUUAUUUGUCAAAAAUCGUUAAAUAAAAAAGAGCCAAUACCGACACACGUUUGUUUUAUGAACUGGUCUAAAUCUGCGACAGGCAUGGAAGCUGAUGCUGUAAUGGAAGGAUUUAAACGGAGUGUGGAAAUGCACGGAUUAAAAUAUGAUAAAAUUAUAGGCGAUGGAGAUUCUAGUGUAACAAAACGUUUAAAGGAAAGUAUGCCAUAUGGACCCAAGUUCAUAAUUGAAAAAAUAGAAUGUCGUAAUCAUUUAUUACGAAAUUACGGAACAAAAUUAAUGGCUGUUAUAAAAAAUAUCAAAUAUCCUAUAAUCUUGAGAAAACACAUAAAAAAAAAUUUGAAGCGUUUUAGAUUUGCGAUUGUAAAAUCAAUUGAUUACAGAAAUAAAUUGCAAAAUCAAUCCACAAGUCAAAAGAUAAAUGGAUUACGUAAAGAUAUCAACAACAGUUUUCAACACAUUUUGGGUGAACAUAGUCAAUGCGAAUUAUAUUUUUGUAAAGGUGCGAAAGAAAAUGAAAAAAAUUUAUUGAAUGAAGCACAACAAUCUGGCAUGGUUCAAGAAAUUGUACAAAUCAUCGGACGAUUAACAACUAAUGCUAAUACCACGGAGUAUGGAAAAUCUAUGGAACCUCAAGCAAUUAAAAAAUUUGAAGAAAUUAGUGGUAAAAAAAUAAUGUCUUGUGGUCUUUUUAUUGAUGAAAAUACGUCUUAUUUUGCCGCCACGCCUGAUGGAUUAAUAAUUGAAGAUGACUCAUUAAUUGAGAUAAAAUGUCCCUAUUCUGCCAAAGAUUAUUGUAGUUGUAUUGAUGCUGUGAAGGAUAAAAAGUUGCCGUUUUUAAAAUACGACAAACACACUGAAAACAUAAAAUUAAAAUCUGAUAAUAAUUAUUAUUAUCAGAUUCAGGGUCAGAUGCACAUUUGUAAAAAAAAGUCAUGUCACUUUUUCGUUUUUUCUGACAAAUGGACUUAUCAUGAAAUCGUGAUGUAUGAUCAUGAUUUUUGGUUACAAAUGGAAAAAAAAUUAGAUCUUUUUUAUCAAGAAUGUUUAUUGCCAGAGAUAAUUAAUCCACAGUACAGUAGACGAAUGUUUCUAUCGGAUAUUAAAGAUCCACCACAUAUAAUAACUGCGAAAAAGAAAUAA